This is a messenger RNA of Zootoca vivipara (common lizard), 2406 nucleotides long. Its product is annotated as vomeronasal type-2 receptor 26-like. The record is from RefSeq and is a predicted model, not a curated record. Gene Ontology annotation, molecular function: G protein-coupled receptor activity. Gene Ontology annotation, cellular component: plasma membrane. Gene Ontology annotation, biological process: G protein-coupled receptor signaling pathway. NCBI's taxonomy places the organism in Eukaryota, Metazoa, Chordata, Lepidosauria, Squamata, Lacertidae.
AUACUUCACAAGUAUUAUCUGCCAGGAGAGUUUCUCAUUGCCAGCAUCCUUUCUCAGAUCUACAUUUUCUCCAAUCCAAUAGAAUUCACUAAGCAUCCCUCUGAGGAACUGCUUGAUCAGCCUGUCCAAUUCAGUGCAAGCUGGACCUACCUUGCCUCACUGGAGCUGCUCUCCACACGAGACAGGUCAGUCCCAAACUAUAAAUGUGAUGGUCAGGACAAUACGAUAGCAGUCAUUGGUGGACCUGAGGCUGAGAUAGGUUUCCACAUGGCAACCAUCCUGAGCAACUACAAGAUCCCCCAGUUCACAUACGGUUCUGCUCCUGCAAUAAAUGACCAUAUUCAAGGAGCUUUCUUUCACUGGAUGUUUCCAGACGGGUCCUAUCAAUAUCGGGGCAUUCUCCAGUUACUGCAGCAUUUUCAAUGGACAUGGGUUGGAGUGCUUUUUCAGGAUGAUGACAAUGGAAAUAAGUUUGUACAAAAUGUGCUUCCCGUGUUUUCACAGAGUGGUAUAUGCUUUGACUUUAUAGAAAGAUUCCCAGCACUGCCUUUUUACUGUGAUUUUUCUCAAUUGGUAGAGGAAACAGUUGUAAUACAUAAGGUCAUCAUGGGAGCAACAGCCAAUGUAUUGGUCUUACAUGGUGAAAUCCAGGGCAUGAUGACUUUGAGGAUGUUGCUCCAGUUUUCAGAAUAUGAUGAUCUGCCAACAAAGACCAAAGUCUGGAUCAUGACAGCCCCGGUGGAUUUCACAUCAGUCAGCAUUCAAAGACUGUGGAAAAUAGACUUCCUCCAUGGUGCUAUGUCCUUUGCAGUUCACUCAAACGAGGUGUUGGGCUUCCAGAAAUUUAUUCAAAACCAGAGCCCUACCUCAAGAAAGCAAGAUGGAUUUAUCCAAGUCUUCUGGGAGCAGACAUUUAGCUGUUGGUUCCCUGACUCAAGGACGGAUAAGCCGAUUGAGAAGAAUUGCAGUGGGGAGGAGCAGCUGGAAACUCUUCCUGCAUCUGUUUUUGAAAUGGGCAUGACUGUCCACAGCUACGGUAUCUACAAUGCUGCCUAUGCUCUGGCUCACGCUUUCCAUGCCAUGCAGUUAUCCAAAUUUAAACAUAGAAGACAAGGAAAGCAAAAACUUCUGAAUCAACAGCUGUGGCAGCUCCACCACUUUCUGAAAGGUGUCUCGUUUAACAACAGCGCAGAGGAAACUGUGUCCUUCAACCAAAAAGGGGAAUUAGUAGCGGGAUUUGAUGUUAUAAAUUGGAUCACUUUCAUAAAUGAGUCUUUCCUUAGAGUGAAAGUGGGUAGAAUAGACCCGAAGGCUCCCCCUGCCAAAGUCCUCAUUCUUCAAGAUGAUGACAUUGUGUGGCCCAGGAGCUUUAAUCAGACAUGGCCGCUUUCUUUGUGUAAUGACAAGUGUCAUUCAGGUUACAGAAGAAAAAAGAAGGAAGGGAAACAAUUUUGCUGCUAUGAUUGUAUUCCAUGCCCGGAAGGGAAGAUCUCAAACAAGAAGGAUAUGGAUGACUGCAUACUGUGCCAUGGUGGACAAUACCCAAAUAAUGACCGGGAUCUAUGCCUUCCAAAAGAUAUAAGCUUCUUGUCUUUCGAAGAACCGUUAGGGAUGAGCACCUCCAUUUUUGCUCUUAUCUUUUCUUCCAUCACAGUCUCGGUGCUUGGAAUUUUCAUAAAGCACAAAGACACUCCUAUAGUCAAAGCCAACAACAUAGACCUCACUUACACCCUGCUCAUCUCUCUCCUAUUCUCCUUCCUUUGUGUAUUCCUAUUCAUUGGCCAGCCAGAGAAGUUGACGUGUCUCCUUCGACAACCUGCUUUUGGCAUAAUCUUCUCCAUGGCUGUUUCUUGUAUUUUGGCCAAAACCAUCACUGUGGUGUUGGCUUUCAUGGCCGCAAAGCCAGGAUCCAGUAUGAGGAAAUGGGUGGGGAAAGGAUUGGCCAUUGCCAUUGUUCUGUGCUGCUUCACGAUUCAAGCCACUAUCUGCACUGUGUGGCUGGCAACUUCUCCUCCAUUUCCAGAUUCAGACAUGCACUCAAUGGCUAAAGAAAUUAUACUGGAAUGUAAUGAAGGCUCAGCCACCAUGUUUUACUAUGUUCUUGGUUUUAUGGGUUUACUUGCCUUCGUCAGCUUUACAGUGGCUUUCCUAGCCAAGAAGUUACCCGACAGUUUUAAUGAAGCCAAGUUCAUCACCUUUAGUAUGUUGGUCUUCUGCAGUGUUUGGUUGUCCUUUGUUCCAACUUACUUGAGCACGAAAGGAAAAUACAUGGUGGCUGUGGAGAUCUUUUCCAUCUUGGCCUCUAGUGCUGGUUUACUGGGUUGCAUCUUUUCCCCCAAAUGCUACAUCAUAGUCGUGAGGCCUGAUCUGAACAACAAGGCACAGCUCAUUAGAAGAAAGCAUUAA